UCCUGCAGUGACUGGACGACAGGAGGGGCCUGGUCACUGUGAUAUACACAGUAAGUAAGAUACUGCUGUGUACACGGGGGUCGUGCCGACAGUAAGUAGUUGAGCCCGGUGAGUAAACAGUUGUCCUGCCACAAGUUGCAUAAAAGACCGAUUCCCCUCCUCUUGCUCCACACCAAUGUGGUUGUCGGUGCUGCUGUUCGCUGGUGUGGCCUGGGGCUCGCUGGCCGAGAACGUGGUGGUCAGAACGAGGCUGGGUGAGGUCAGGGGCAGUCGGGUCAGCACCGGACCCUCGGAGUAUGUGGACGUCUUCCUCGGUAUCCCCUAUGCUCGCCCGCCAGUAGGACGCUCGCGCUUCAGGCGCCCCCAGCGACCCCAACCGUGGCCAGGGGUUCGUGAUGGGACGCAGUUCGGUCCCGUGUGUCAUCAGCCCUUCACCUCACCCACACUUCCGGUGUCAGAGGACUGCCUCAACCUCAAUGUCUACGUUCCUAAGGCAGCCACCGCGCGCCGUCCACUGUCCGUGAUGGUGUGGAUCCACGGAGGAGGGUUCAUGCAAGGGUCGGGAGCCUACUACAACGGCACGGAGCUUGCACAGAGGGGGGUCAUCGUGGUCACCAUCAACUAUCGUCUGGAUGUGCUGGGAUUCAUGUCCACGCUGGAUAGCAACUGUCCGGGUAACUUCGGACUUCUGGAUCAGAUCUCAGCCUUACGAUGGAUCCAAACAAACAUUGCUAGUUUCCGUGGCAACCCACAGGAUGUAACAGUUUUUGGUCAGAGUGCUGGAGCGGCCGCCGUUUCCUUUCUUCGCCUGUCACCUCUAGCCAGAGGCCUGUUCCACAAAGCUAUCAUGGAGAGCGGGGGAUCGGUGGGUGCGUGGACAGGAGGGUACCCAGCCAACACGUCACAACCUCUCGCCAUGGCCAGGGCCCUGGGCGCCAAGGUCGGGUGCAACAACGUCAGCACCGCUGCUCUGGUCACGUGUCUUCGGCGUCAGCCUGCGGUCACCCUCAUCAACGCCAGCGCCAGUCUCAAUCUGGAGAUCACAGAGUCGUUUCUGCCAGUGAUGGGAGACGCAUACGGGGUGCUGCCUGCCCACCCUUAUGAGCUGCUGCGACAAGGGAAAGGCCGUCACGUGACCUCCAUUCGUGGAGUGAAUGCAGAUGAAUACCUGUACUUUACCUUAGUGUACACCGGCCUGUCUAAGUAUGAACCAGACAAAGCAGAGCAGACGAUCCGUAACGUCCUCUCGAGGAGCUUUCCCCUCCACGUUCUGGACAACGUCACCAGGGCAGCUGUACAGCUGUACGUCACCCGACCUGGCCGCACCAGCCCGGAACAGAUCCGCUAUGCCUACAGCGAGUUAAUGACUGACUUUUAUUACGUGGCACCUGUGGUGCUAGAGACAAAGCUGACGGCGAGGAUUCCCUCCGCUGCCAGACAAUACCUGUACGUCUUUGAUUACACACCUGGCAAUGCAUCCUGGACAGGAGUACCUCAUGAGACGGAACUUCCCUUCGUGUUCGGCCAGGCGGCCUCCCAUCAGACAAGAUUCUACAACAUGCCGCGGUUCACCUGGACACCGGCGGACACGGCGAUGUCUGACCGCAUCAUGACCAUGUGGACAAACCUGGCGAAAUUCGGCAAUCCCACACCCGAGGAAGUUAACGGCACCACAUGGGCUCCGUACACGGUGGCCACCCAGAGCUACCUGAACAUUUCCACCCGUCUCCUCACAGGCAGUCACCUGAGACAGGAGCAGGUGGAAUUCUGGAGUGCCAUCUUCCAAGACUUAUACACAAUACAAUACAGCAACAUAGUUCGUGCAAAGAAAACAGCACUGGCCGCCCUAGAUACUUCUGAUGACCUACAAAGCAUAUCUCUCUCUCUCUCGCCACCAGCCAUUGCGCCAUACGCCAGUCAGGGACUAUUUAAGGGUGGGGAGAAGACAUUCACGGUAUCUGUAAACCUUGACGGGUAUUUAUACACCCGCCUAUCACAACAGACCCAGUUGACGACAGCCAUGCUGCCAACAUUAGUGGUUCUGGUGGCCGUGAGUCUGGGCACGACGACAGCGACGGACGUGGUGGUGACCACUAGACUGGGUCAGCUGAGAGGGUCGAGGGUCAGCACUGGACCGUCCACAUACCUGGACACGUUUCUGGGUGUCCCCUACGCCAAGCCUCCUGUUGGACCUCUGCGGUUGGCUGCCACCCAGCCAGUGGGACAAUGGACAGGAACGCUGGACGCCACCCGGUAUGGGCCGGCGUGUCCACAGCUAUCCCACCCUCCACCUGCACCCACUAGCGAGGACUGCCUGACCCUCAACAUCAUAGCACCCGGAUCGACACCCUGCAACCAUAAUCCACUUCCGGUGAUGGUGUUUAUUCAUGGAGGAGGCUUCUGGGAAGGAGGCGGCAUAUCUUUCAAUGGGACCGAACUUGCUCGAAAAGGCGUCGUGUUCGUGACCAUCAACUACAGGCUGGACGUUCUCGGUUUCUUGUCAACCCAAGACGAUGUCAGUCCAGGAAACUAUGGGCUUCUCGAUGCCAUCGAGUCCUUGAAGUGGAUCAAAGCCAACAUCGCGAGCUUUGGCGGGAACCCCAGUGACGUCACAAUAUUCGGGGAGAGCGCCGGCAGCAUCAUCUCUUCUCAUCUGAGAAUCUCUCCACUCGCUCGAGGUCUUUUCCAGAAGGUGAUCAUGGAGAGCGGGUUUUCAGUGUGCAAGUGGGCCUUCAUUUUACCGACAGCCACCCCGAGUCCACUGACGUCUGCUCAAGCCCUCGCCACCAAGCUCGGGUGCCCCGUCAACCAGGGCUCGGGUGCUCUCGUCACGUGCGUCAAGAAUCAGCCUCUGGAUCGUCUUCUCAACGUCAGCGCUUCCCUUCGGACUGAGUACGCCAGCGUCUUCCUGCCGGUGGUGGAGACAGGUUUUGGUGUCCUCCCCAAGGCCCCGGAACAACUCAUCAGGGAGGGGUCAGGCAGCGGGAUUCUUGCUAUUCGAGGAAGCAACAAAGACGAAGACAUAAUUAGUUUCACUAUGAUGUCACCUCUUUCAAUGAACCUGAGCACUGCCGAGACUACCGUCAUGCAAUUCGCGGCGACAUACUUCCCUCGUGGGGUGCAGCAGGCAACAGCAGCAAUACUCCAGGAGUACAUCCUGGGGCCAAACCACACGACAGGUCUGCAACUUAUCCAGGAUCUAGGCCAGAUCAUCACUGACCUGCGCUUCAACUACCCCAUGCUGAGGGAAAGUUUACUGAGUGCAAGUGUACCCGGGGCUGCUCGUCAGUAUGUGUAUCAGUUCAGCUACCUGUCCCCUAAUUCUCGCUUUCCUCAGUGGGCAGGUGUACCCCACACAGCAGAACUACCCUUUGUCUUCGGCUCACCUUUUGACUUGACAGCAAACUGGACUGACACGGACAAAAAGGUGUCCAGUGACAUGAUGGACAUGUGGACAAACUUUGCCAAGUUCGGCGACCCCACGCCUCUGAACAGUGCCUUUGACCCCAACCCUCUGGCCGUUGAUGUCCUCAUAUGGCUGCCCUACACACCGGCGGUGCAGGCGUACCUGAGGUUCGAGACUAAACCGUCACUGAGCUCCCACCUCAACAGAAACAAAAUGGAGUUCUUGGAGAGUCUUUAUGAACAAUAUGGACAAAAACGUCAACACCGAGCAGCCCAGUUGACGACAGCCAUGCUGCCAACGUUGGUGGUCCUGGUGGCCGUGAGUCUGGGCACGACGACAGCGACGGACGUGGUGGUGACCACCAGACUGGGUCAGGUGAGAGGGUCGAGGGUUAGCACUGGACCGUCCACAUACCUGGACACGUUUCUGGGUGUCCCUUACGCCAAGCCUCCUGUUGGAGCUUUGCGGUUCGCUGCCACCCAGCCAGUGUCACCAUGGAGAGGAACACUGGACGCCACCCGGUAUGGGCCGGCGUGUCCACAAAGUAGGCGUGGAGGGACGAGCGAGGACUGCCUGACCCUUAACAUUGUAGCACCCGGCUCGAGACCCUGCAACCAAGGUCUCCUUCCGGUGAUGGUGUAUAUUCAUGGAGGAGGCUUCGUGGAAGGAGCCAGCGCCGAUUUCAACGGAACCAGACUGGCGCAGAAGGGCGUUGUCUUCGUGACCAUCAACUACAGACUCGACAUUCUCGGUUUCUUGUCAACCCAAGACGACGCCAGUCCAGGAAACUAUGGGCUUCUGGACGCCAUCGAGUCCUUGAAGUGGAUCAAAGCCAACAUCGCGAGCUUUGGCGGGAACCCCGGUGACGUCACAAUAUUCGGGGAGAGCGCCGGCGGCGCCAUCUGCUCUCUCUUACGAAGCUCUCCUCCUGCUCAAGGUCUUUUCCAGAAGGUGAUCAUGGAGAGCGGGGUUUCAGUGUGCAAGUGGGCCUCCAUGUUACCGACAUCCACCCCGAGUCCACUGACGUCUGCUCAAGCUGUCGCCACUAAGCUCGGGUGCCCCGUCAACCAGGGCUCGGGUGCUCUCGUCACGUGCGUCAAGAAUCAGCCUCUUGAUCGUGUCCUCAAUGCCAGCGCUUCCAUUCGGACUUCUUACCUCAGCGUCUUCGUGCCGAUGGUGGAGACAGGUUUUGGUGUCCUCCCCAAAGCUCCCGAACAACUCAUUCGGGAAGGGGCAGGCAGAGGGAUUCUUGCUAUUCGAGGGACCAACAGAGAUGAAGUGAAGGUCACCUCUUCAAUGAACCUGACUGAUGCCGAGGCUGCCAUCAUGCAACAGGCUUUGAUAUAUUUCCCUCGUGGUGCUCAGCAAGCAACAACAGCACUACUCCAGGAGUAUAUCCUGGGGGCAAAUUAUACGACGAACCCGCAGAUUGCCCAGGGUGUGAACCAGAUCUGUUCCGACCUGUACUUCAACUACCCCAUGAUGAAGGAAAGUUUGCUGAGUGCAAGUGUUCCCGGGUCUGCUCGUCAGUAUGUGUAUCAGUUCAGCUACCUGUCCCCACGCUUAGGUUUCCCCGAGUGGGCAGGUGUACCGCACACAGCCGAAAUUCCGUUUGUAUCUGGCUUACCUUUUGAUGCCACGAAAAACUGGACUGACACGGACAAGCAGGUGUCCAACGACAUGAUGGACAUGUGGACAAACUUCGCCAAACACGUCGACCCCACUCCUCUGAACAGCGUCCUUGACCCCACACCUCUGGACUCUGACGGGGUCAUGUGGUUGCCGUACACACCGGCGGUACAGGCGUACCUGAGGUUCGAGUCUAAGCCGUCACUGAGCUCGCGCCUCAACAGAAACAAAAUGGAGUUCCUGGAGACACCAGUCGUGGUGAGCCUGAGGCGAGUAUUUAAACUGACUGCCUGCUGCUGGAGUUCAUUAAUUUCAGCCAUGCUUCGGGUACUGACUGUGCUGCCAGCGUUUCUCCUCGCCGUCGUGGCGGAGGACGUGGUGGUGACCACUACACUGGGUCAGCUGAGAGGGUCAAGGGUCAGCACUGGACCUUCAACAUACCUGGACACGUUUUUUGGUGUCCCCUACGCCAAGCCUCCUGUUGGGGCUUUACGUCUCAUGCCGACACAACCAGCGGAGCCCUGGCAAGGGGUGCUGGACGCCACCCGAUACGGUCCUGAGUGUCCACAGCUCCCACUACCCUUUGACCCCAACCCCAGCCCAACCCCAACCAGCGAAGAUUGCCUUACUCUCAACAUCUUCACCCCCGGGCUUCAGGAUGUAGUAUCACGGACCCGGUCAGCCCACAGAGACCCUCGUGGUCCCCAGCGGCGUUUGAAGCACCAAGCUGACCCUCCAAGACUCCUCCCUGUCAUGAUGUUUGUUCAUGGAGGUGCCUUCAAGGGGGGCAGUGGCUCCAGGUUCAACGGCACGGAACUCGCUAAACGUGGAGUCGUGGUCGUCACCAUCAACUACAGACUGGACAUUCUAGGAUUCUUGUCGACUCUGGAUGAUUCCAGCCCAGGAAACUACGGUCUUCUCGACAUGAUCCAAGCUCUGAAAUGGAUCAAAGCCAACAUCGCCAGUUUCCAUGGUAACCCAAAUGAAAUCACAGUGUUCGGAGAAAGUGCUGGAAGUCUGAGCUUAUCUCACUUAAGGAUAUCGCCUUUAGCCAGGGGACUCUUCAAUAAGGUGAUCAUGGAGAGUGGCUUCGCUACCUGCCAGUGGGCCAGAAAGCUACCCACAGACACCCCGAGUCCUCUCACGUUUGCCAAGCUGGUUGCCGCCAAAGUGGGUUGUCCUGUGGACAGUGGCACGGCUGCCCUGGUGGCAUGCAUCAAGAGUAAGCCUGUGGACGUCCUGCUCCCCGCCAGCGCCGCCUUCCUGGACGGAUCGCCCGCCAUCUUCAUACCGGUUGUAGAGACAGGAUUCGGUGUCAUCCCGAAAAACCCAGAGGAACUGAUACGGGAGGGAGCAGGCAGUGACAUUCUCUCCAUUCGCGGCAGCAACAAGGACGAGGAUACGAUCGAAGCUUUAAUUCAACCGUUCACCAGUUACACCCUGUCUGAUGCCCAGGCUGAUAUCAGGACAUACGCCACAACCUACUUCAGACAGGGCUUAGACAAUGUCACCGCCAUCCUUCUCAACGAGUAUGUGACCCAGGUGAACCCCACCACCCCACAGCAGCUUUACGUGGCUGUCUCCCAGAUGAAGACAGACCUCCGCUUCAAUUAUCCGAAGCUGAACGAGUCUCAGGUGACCGCCAACAGAAGGGGGUCCGCACCCCAGUUCGUCUACCAGUUCACCUACCAGUCACCCAGCUUAGGUUUUCCUUCUUGGAUAGGUGUGCCACACACUGCCGAGUUACCUUUCGUGUUUGGAGAUCCUUUUAACGGCCGUAAAAACUGGACGGACGCUGAUAAGCGGGUGGCCGCCAAUGUGAUGGACUUGUGGACCAACUUCGCCAAGUUUGGGGAUCCCACACCUCCGGGGUACAGCGGGGUGAGAUGGUCGCCGUACAACUCUCAGACUCAGGUGUACCUGACUAUUGACGACCGGCCGUCGCUGAACUCUCACUUGUUUCAAAAGCGGAUGGACCUCAUUAAAUCCCUUUACGAUCAAUUCGGACAUUACUGAAAACUUUUUCAUAAAAAAACUGGUCAGUAGUGUGGUGACCAAAAACAAUGAUCAUGGUGAUGCUGCUGCUGAUUAUUAUUAUUAAUAAAUUAAAUUUUCAAGAGGA
Molecule: messenger RNA, 7157 nt
Organism: Pomacea canaliculata
Lineage: Eukaryota; Metazoa; Mollusca; Gastropoda; Architaenioglossa; Ampullariidae
Exons: 41
Coding region: 176-7051 (2291 amino acids)
Biological process (GO): neuron cell-cell adhesion; presynaptic membrane assembly; synaptic vesicle endocytosis
Cellular component (GO): cell surface; synapse
Molecular function (GO): signaling receptor activity; neurexin family protein binding
Source: RefSeq, a predicted model, not a curated record